Messenger RNA from Cuscuta europaea, 2705 nucleotides. Lineage: Eukaryota; Viridiplantae; Streptophyta; Magnoliopsida; Solanales; Convolvulaceae. The record is from the annotation of a GenBank genome assembly.
GUUUCAUUUUUGGCAUAUAAAAACAUUCCUCCUUCUCACACUGUCAACCCACAGCCACUCUCAUCUUAUCAGAACUUCUUAGCGAUGAAACUCCAUAGCUCAGUCCUAUUAUCAGCUCUACUCUGCCUCACUUCACUCCAAAUCUCCUCCGCCGUGCCGGCUCAGCCUCUUUAUUCCUGCGGCCAGCACACAGAAUCUUUCCGCUUCUGUCAAACCAACCUCUCCAUCAGCUUCAGAGUGAAAGAUCUCGUCUCUAGACUCACUCUUGACGAAAAGAUUGCCCAGCUUGUUAGCUCCGCCCCGGCCAUUCCGCGACUCGGAAUCCCCGCCUUCGAGUGGUGGUCAGAGGCUCUGCACGGCGUCGCUGACGUCGGGAAGGGGAUUUCGUUCGCUGGCAAGAUCAAAGCCGCCACCAGCUUCCCCCAAGUCAUUCUCACCGCCGCUUCGUUUGAUGAACAUCUUUGGUACCGCAUUGGACAGGUGAUUGGAAGAGAGGCAAGGGCAUUGUACAAUGAAGGGCAAGCAACAGGGUUGACAUUCUGGGCUCCAAACAUCAAUAUAUUCAGAGACCCACGAUGGGGAAGAGGGCAAGAAACACCCGGUGAAGACCCGCAAGUGACAGGGAAGUAUGCCGUGGCAUAUGUACGAGGAGUACAAGGCGACACUUUCCAAGGCGGGAAGACAGGAAAUCAUCUUCAAGCCUCUGCUUGUUGCAAACACUUUGCUGCCUAUGAUAUGGAGAACUGGAAUGGCAAUCUGCGUUAUGGAUUCAAUGCCAUUGUGACAGAACAAGAUUUAGCUGAUACAUAUCAGCCACCAUUUCAGAAUUGCAUACAAAAAGCCCAAGCAAGUGGAAUAAUGUGUGCUUAUAACAGUGUCAAUGGGGUCCCUGGCUGUGCUAGUUACAAUUUCCUCACCAAAACUGCUCGUCGCCAAUGGGGUUUUCGUGGGUAUAUUACUUCAGAUUGUGAUGCAGUAGGAAAUGUUUUCAAGGACCACAAAUAUACAAAAACACCAGAAGAAACUGUAGCAAAUGUACUUAAUGCAGGUAUGGAUGUCAACUGCGGUUCAUUUUUGAGUCAAUAUACAAAAUCAGCAGUUACACAGAAAAGAGUUUCAGAAAAUCAAAUAGACAGAGCUCUACACAACCUCUUCAGCAUUCGCAUGAGAUUGGGACUAUUUGAUGGAAGCCUUAAACAGCUCCCUUAUGGUAACAUUCUUUUGAAUGAAGUUUGCAGUCAAGAACACCAGAUUCUAGCUCUACAAGCAGCAAGAAACGGCAUUGUCUUACUGAAGAACAAUGCUAAAUUGCUUCCUCUGUCAAAGACUAAAACAGCAUCCCUCGCUGUUAUAGGGCCUAAUGGAAACAAUGCAAAUGUGCUUAAAGGAAAUUACUAUGGCCCUGGGUGCAAAUCUGUAGAAAUAUUUAAAGCCAUGCAGAGUUACGUCAAGUACACGUCAUUUCUUGAAGGUUGCAAUAAUGGAGUGAGUUGUGCUUCUGCUACAAUAGAUGAAGCGGUAAACUUGGCAAAAAAUAGUGAUCAGGUGGUUCUAGUGAUGGGAUUGGAUCAAAGUCAAGAAAGGGAAGCGGUAGAUCGUGUGCAUUUGGAGCUUCCUGGGAUGCAAGAGCUUCUCAUUACGAAGGUCGCUAAAGCUGCAAAGAAGCCUGUCAUAUUGGUGUUGCUGUGUGGCGGUCCAGUUGAUAUUACAUUUGCUAAGUUUGACCCUAAAAUAGGCAGCAUUUUGUGGGCUGGUUAUCCAGGUGAAGCGGGAGGCCUUGCACUCGCGGAAACUAUAUUUGGUGAUCACAAUCCUGGAGGAAGACUACCAAUGACAUGGUACCCUAAAGAUUACAUUAAAGUUCCAAUGACAGAUAUGAGGAUGAGGGCUGAUAAAUCUAGAGGGUACCCAGGUCGUACAUAUAGGUUCUACUAUGGUCCUACAGUAUUCAAAUUUGGCUACGGUCUUAGCUACACAACAUAUUCUUAUGAGUUCACUUCCACUACAACAACCUUGGUAAACCUGAACCAACUAUCAAGUGUGAAAACAUAUGCGGGAUUCGAUUCUGUCCAUUACAUAUCAGUGGAUGAUAUUGACAAAGAGACAUGUGAGAAGGCAAAGUUCCCAGUCACUAUUCGAGUUCAAAACUCUUGGGAAAUGGAUGGGGUUCACCCGGUGCUACUUUUCAUCAAGCCUACCACAGAGAAAGAUGGAAGUCCAAUGAAACAGUUGGUUGGGUUUCAAAGUGCAAAACUAAAAGCUGGUGAAAAGGAUGAACUUCAGUUUGAGCUCAACCCUUGUCAACAUCUGAGCACUGCCAAUAAGGAUGGGUUGAUGGUGAUUGAAGAGGGUUCUCGGCAUUUAGUAGUAGGAAACACAGAACACGCUAUUAACGUAGUUUUUUGAAUGGUAGUAUCUAAUCACUAGAGAUGAAACUGAUAUUUUGUUUGUUGUAACUUUAAGUGUGUUCACUUCUGGUGAAUACACAGCUUUUUUUUCCAGUUAAAAACAGUGGAGAAUGCUUCCACUUCAUUUGAUGUACCACAACUUAUGUGUAGUUUUGGAGGGGUUUAAAGCUUCUUUAGGCCCUAAAAGCUGCUGAGAAAAAAGGCGAGGGGAUGUUAUCCAUAUUUAUCCUCCAUUACGUAUGUCUCAUGUAAUAUCCUAGAGAAAAUAUACAAAAAUGAUAUUUUGAUCUUUUUGGA